Molecule: messenger RNA, 2556 nt
Organism: Cyclopterus lumpus (lumpfish)
Lineage: Eukaryota; Metazoa; Chordata; Actinopteri; Perciformes; Cyclopteridae
Exons: 6
Coding region: 158-2269 (703 amino acids)
Source: RefSeq, a predicted model, not a curated record
ACACGAAGAAGUAAAUCCAGGAAGUGGUGUUCAGCAGCUGGAAGAUCAUUUUCCCAGUCUGGUCACUGCAGGAAAAUACAUAUAUUUAUAUAUUUGAAUCCUGAAUCAUUCAUUCCUCAGUGUCAUUUCAACUCUCAAAGCUCUUCGGGGGAAUGACAUGGAGGGCCCCCUGCUGCCCCUGUCCUCACUGAGGCUCCUGGUUCCACCUCUGAGGGUGAUGACGGCGGUGAUGUGGAAGGUGCUUCGUCUGAGGAGCGUCACUCAUUAUGGGAUAGUGGAGGAGUUUGUGUCCUUGGUAACUGAAGCCGUCCCUGAUAUCUUGACAGACCGACAGAUGAGGCUGCUCACUCUGGGCUUAAGAGCAAAGAUGACAUUACAGAUGUUAAGUUCUGAACAGUCACAGGAUCGCAGAGGUGUUGAAACACUCUUGAGCAGCCUUCUGCCAUCUCGCUCGAAACAGGUUGAUCCAGGAAAUGAAGCUCUUGAAGCCAACUUCGCCGAGCUCGUUCAAAGACUCCUGGAGGACCCGAAAGAGAGAGAGCACUUCCUCAAGAAUGUGUUUCCUGUGGAGUUUGGGCAUGACUUUGAUGCGGCUUUGGAGACACUGGUUUGUGAGUUUUUCACCAGACUGGAAAAGUUGCUGCUCAUACCAGACUUUAAGCAGGUAAAACCUUCCAGAUAUUUGCAGUUUACAAAGCAUUUCCAGAGAUUGAUCGUUUGUCAGUCCAUCAAAAUUAUACCUUUUAUUUGUUUAAUAAAGACCGCAGUGUGGAUGAGUGAUACACCCUCUCUGCUAGAAGAGUACAUGCAGUGUGUAUCCAAAGAAGAUGACCUUAAAGUACUGCUCAGAAGCAAGGCCCACUGUGGUAAAAUGGCCGAGAUGGAUACCGGUGUGCCCUCUCCCUCGGAGCAGCGGCUCUUCUCAUCCUUCGCUCUUCCUCCGCGAGAGACCACCUCCAAAGAUGUGGAAUCUAACGCACAAACAUUUCAGAGCCGAAGAGAACCUCAUGGGAUUCCUCCCCGGGACGCAGGAGAUAUGGGGAUACAGGAUGCAAGAUGGCCAUCUGAGGAGGAGACAAACAGUAAUGCAGAACAAACAAGGAGAGGGAAAUGCAGUGACGGCAUUCCCGAUGUUCACGCUGUGGAACAGUUUGACGGUGGGGUGUCGGACAUCUGCCGAGCUCCCUCUACGUCCACUGAAAGUCUUGUAUUGUCCAGCUCCGCGAUGGGCCCUCCACGGCAGAGAGUUGCACACAAAUGCGCACAGUGUGGAAAGUGCUUCAUUUACCGCUACGAACUGCUGGAGCAUCAGAGGCUGCACACCGGAGAAAACCCUUACAAAUGCUCUCAGUGCGGAAAGGCCUUCAGGAGGACUUCUGACCUGUCCUCACACAGGCGGACACAGUGCACAAAAGCUGCUUAUAUUUGCAUCAAAUGUGGGAGUAGCUUUCAAUCGGUGCAGGGCAAAUGUAGACACCAGUGUGUUCGUAGUGUCCUGAAGUUUGACUGUUCUCAGUGCGGAAAAAGCUUUAAGACAAUGCACGUGCUGGGUAAGCAUGAGCUGACCCACAGCCAGAGUCGCAUCUUCACGUGCAGACAAUGUGGGAAAGUGUGCCCCAGUAUGAGCGAGCUGAGAUCCCACCAGAGGAUCCAUCCUCCCGAGCGGUCCAAUCGGUGCACGCAGUGCGGGAAGUAUUUCCGCUCCGCCGCCUGCUUGGCAGCCCAUGAGCUGCGCCACCGGCAACAGAGAACACAGAUGUGCGUGCGUUGUGGCAAAGCUUUCAAGAACAAACACGACCUGAGCCUCCACAUGCGCAGUCACACAGGCGAGAGGCCGUUUCAGUGCACAUACUGCGGGAAGCGUUUCUCCGUGUUGGGAAAUCUGAACAUCCACGUCAGGAUCCACACGGGCGAGAAACCCUACCUGUGCUCCGACUGCGGCAAGGCUUUCGUGUCAGCCGGCGAGCUGCAGAUACACAGACGCACUCACACGGGGGAAAAGCCGUACAAGUGCACCGUGUGUGGGAGGGGAUUCACCAUGGCGAGCAAAGUGACACUUCACAUGCGCGUUCACACCGGAGAGCGGCCUUACAUCUGUUGCGAAUGCGGGAAAGGUUUUUCACGCGGCAGCGAAUUGAAGAAGCACACCAUGAAUCACACAGGGGUGCGACCCCACGCUUGUCAGCUGUGUGCAAAGACGUACACGUGCCUCAAUCACCUGAAGAGACACUUGAAAACUCACAGUGUUGUGCAACACCAGACCGUCUAACUCCAUCGAUUACCAUAUAACGUUUUAUGUAAUUAAUGUUGUAUUCAUGCAACCAGUCUGUGCUGAUAGCACUCAGUAGCAGUGUUAUUGCUCUGUGUGUUAUUGCUCUGUGGAAUAGUUUCCAUAGCACUCGCCCUCUUUUGUAAAGACUAUGUUGCAAAAGUUCUUGUUUGUCAAAGACUGAUUCCUGAUCCUGCGUUGUCAGAUCUGUUCUAGUUGUACCCGCUACACUAACAUUUAAAUAUAUUACUUUUUGUUCUCUGACACCCUAUACAAAUAAAGUGCAA